AUGUCAGAAUCAACAGAAAACACUUACGAUUUGAAAAGACUCCUUCAAUCCAUCCAUCUAUUACCAUUUUUUCAAAGACCAAGAGGUCCUACACAUAGAGUUGAAAUGGAUCAUAUCCUGAAAAAACUGGUCUUUAACAUUCUUUAUUUUUCUAUUACUGAUAAUGGUAAAUAUUUGAAAGACUUGUUCCAAUUUAAGAUCGACUAUUUGGAACAUCAACAGCAAGGGAAGAAGGGAAACAAGAAAAAAAAUAAAGAUAAGAAUAUGAGUUUGGCUGAUGCUAUCUCUACUCCAUCUGAAUUUGAACAAGAUGCUGCUGGAAACGAUAAUGAUGAUAAUGGUGAUACUGAGGAAGACAAUGACGUCCGUAAAUUUGAAUUAUCAUUACCAAAGACUAUGGAAGAUAUUGUGCAAGAUUUAGACCAUAACUCUGACGAUGAUGAAGCAGAUGUUUUCGCUGAUGAUUAUAAAGCACCAGACGAUUAUAAAGAUAGAACGUUCCCUAAAUUGACUGAUUUUUAUAAACUGUCUCCAUCAAUUCUAUCAUUUGCUACCACUACAUCCGCUAAGAAUAAUAGUCACAAGGGCAGAAAUUGUGGUAAAAAGUUUAAAGUUGGGGAACCUUUAUAUAGAUGUAAGGAAUGUGGCUAUGAUGAUACUUGCGUUCUUUGUAUCAAUUGUUUCAAUCCAGAUGAACAUGAAAAUCAUCAUGUAUAUACAGAUAUUUGUCACGAUUUUACAAGUGGGAUAUGUGAUUGUGGAGAUGCUGAAGCUUGGAAUACAACGCUCCAUUGUAAAGCUGAUCAAAUUCCAAACCAUAGCGAUGAUCAAAUGGAUAUUGAUAGUGAUUCAAACGAAGAUAUCUUCCGAAAUCCGGAACUGCAAGAAAAGUUUAAACAUACCUUAUCAGAAUCAUUCGAUUAUUUCAUUGAUCUAUUUAGUCAAAAUAUUGAACCAUUGACAACAUUUACUAAGGAUAUCAAUUUAAAAUUAAGAGAAUUGACUCAAGAUGAAAAGUAUGUGGCAAGAGCUAGAUUUAUGAGAGCUUUGGCCUAUAAGAAUCCAUAUAUUGAAAGACAACAUUUACCAACUGAAGCUGAAGAAGGAGAAAUAACUUUUUCAAAAGCAAUUGAUCCUAAAGAUUAUGCCGUCAUUAUUUAUAAUGAUGAAUUUCAUAAUUAUUCUCAAGCAACAAUGGCGUUAAGACAAGGUGUCCCUGAUAAUAUUCAUAUAGAUUUAUUGACCUCUAAAGUAGAUAGUGAAGGUAGGGCAAUGUUGAAAUGUUCAGAUAAAAUGAGUGCAUUAAUUGAAGGAUUUUUCGCUGUUCAGACAAAUGGGUUAAGUGCAACUCUUACUUCAUGGACAGAAUAUAUUCAUCAAGAAGUGUGUAAAUAUAUUGUUAUGUGGUUAAACCAUUGUUUAUCGUUACCGUUACCUAACUUCCAAAAUGUAUUCAGAGAGUCCCUGGGUGAAAUACUAUGUUCUACGUAUGAAGGAGCUUCCACCGCCGUAGAUAUCCUACCAAUUGUUCAAGAAUACUUCCCCAAUAAAUUGAAUGAAAAUGAUCCCUAUAGAUAUGUAGAUGCAUCUCUGUUCGCUCCUAAUAAUAAAAUACCAUUAGGUCAUCAUAAAGAUCUACCUGAUUCAAGUAUAGAUUCCAUAUCAUCAGUUUUAAACGUUCUGACGAAAGUGGAAUCAAGAACAUACUCAAAUACAAGAUUACAACAUAUACUGUAUUUAGAUAACAGAUAUUGGAAAAGAUUGAGAAAGGAUCUUCAAAAUGUUAUAAUACCCACACUAGCAUCAAGUAUCAAAUACAAACCAAUCUUUAGUCAACAAGUGGUGGAAAUAUUUAAUCAUAUUACCAGAUCAGUAGCAUAUAUGGAUAGAGAACCUCAAUUGACAGCAUUAAGAGAAUGUGUAGUUCAACUAUUUACAUGUCCAACUAAUGCUCAAAUGAUUUUCCGAGAUGGGAAUUUUAUUGAUAUAAUAUGGUCAAUUAUUGACAUUUUCGUUGAAUUUUGUAAAGUAGAAAAUGGUACAUUGAUAUGGCAAAGAGUUCAAAAGAGUAAUCCUUCAAAAAGUUAUACAAUCGCAUUUAAACAAGGUUUAUACAUAGUGGAAACUUUAUUGAGUAAAAUCAAUGAUCCAAAUAUUAUUUUAAAACCAAAAGAAUUUAUCUCCAUUGUUACACUUUGUAAAAUCUUCAAUAGUGCAUGGAAAAUUAAAAGGAAAGAAGGUGAACAUGUCCUUCAUGAAGAUCAACAUUUCAUCCCAUAUUUAGAAUACACUACUACCAUAUACAGCAUCGUUCAAACCGUUGAGAAAUUAUUAGAAGACUCAAAGCAUUCCAUCGAUCAAAAUCUGUUACUUAAUGCUAUUCAUUUGAUGACUACAUUCUUAGGCCAUAAAUCAUUGGUAUAUAAAUUGGUUUUCGAUUCUCAUGAAAUCAUAAAAUUUACUGUAAGUAAUGAAAGAGUAGCCUUUAUGCAUCCAGUCCAUACAUUGUUCUCGUUUUUAAUUGAAAAGGUCCCAUUACUAGAAUCCAAUAAAAUUAUUUAUCAAGAUUGUACAGAUUUUCUCAAGAUUUCCGAUUUCGCACUAAGAUCAGUAGUUCUGUGCUCUCAGAUUGAUGUUGGGUUUUGGGUAAGAAACGGUAUGUCCGUCUUGCACCAAGCUUCAUAUUAUAAAAAUAACCCAGAAUUGAACUCAUACUCAAGAGACAUUCAUUUGAAUCAACUGGCAUUCCUUUGGGAAACUGAUGACAUGCCAAGAGUCAUUUAUAACAUGUUAGAUAGAUGGGAACUAUUAGAUUGGUUUAAUGGUGAAGUAGAAUAUGCUAACACAGUUUAUCGUGAUAAGAUUUCAUUAAUGAUCCAGCAAUUCAUCUCAUUCAAUUACCAAGUUUUAACAGAAAGACAAUUUUUCAAAAAAUUCGCAACUGCUGAAGAAAGGGUAUUGUAUCAAAUUAAGAAUGCCAUCAUUUACAAUCUUUACACUAAACCAUUAUCAUAUUCUAAGCUUUUAAGAUUAGUUCCAGAUUAUUUGAUAGAAGAUACCACAUUAUUUGAUUCAGCAUUAAGCGAAGUAUCUAUCUUUGUGGAACCAAAAGGCCUAGCCGACAAUGGUGUAUUUAAAUUGAAAGAGUCGUUUUACAGUAAGAUUGACCCAUUGAAACUAUCAAAUCUAGAUAAUGAAUUCGAAUCUAGUUCAGUAAUAAUUAAAUCCCAUUUGACCAAAAAUAAGAAGGAUACAAGUGGUGUCAUUUUGCAACCUCAAAUUAAAUCUGCAAAACAUUUAGAUGAAAACGCUAUCCAUUUAGGUAAUUUUACAAGAACUUCAAUAUUCGCCAAGAUCGUCUAUAAAUUAUUACAAGUAAGUUUGGAUACUGAAGAAAGUGUUUAUUUGAAUGAACUGCUGCAUUUAUUGCAUGGUAUAUUUAAAGAUGAUGAAUUAGUAAAUGGGAAGGACUCAUUACCAAAGGCCUAUAUUUCCAAGCCAAUUUGCAAUCUGUUAUUAAGUAUAUCUAAUAUAAAAAGUUCUAUCUUUUCAGAGCAUAUCACGAAAAAGGCGGAUUAUUUAUUAGAGACUAUGCUUAAAAAGAGACCAGACGAGAUUUCUCAAUCAUUGGUUGAUUGUUUUGGUGAAACAAUGGUGAAUGAUUAUAAAGCCAAGAAAUUGAACCAAGGAGUUAAUUUAGCUGAAUCAGAAAGAGAACGUAAAAGAAGAAUGGCAAAGAAACAUCAAGCUAAACUAAUGGCCAAGUUCAACAACCAACAAUCUAAAUUCAUGAAAGAAAAUGAAGCAAAUUUCGAAAAGGAAUCUAGUACUGAUGUCGACAUGAUGGCUGGUGAAAAAGUGCUAGAAGCUGAGGACUUUACAUGUUCUUUAUGUCAAGAUGAUACUUCUUUAGAUUUAUUUAUUAUUCCUGCAUAUCAUGAUCAUACGCCCAUCUUUAGGCCUGGUAAUGUCUUCGAUGCCAAUGAGUUUGCUAAAAAAUGGGACGGCUUCCACAAUGACGACAAGAAUUUGACAUAUAUUGAUGAUAAAAACUUAGAAAAUCUAAGAACAAAUGGUCUUAGAGGUUCAAGAAAAGUGUUUGUUUCCUGUAAUCAUCACAUUCAUAAUAAUUGUUUUAAAAGAUACAUUCAAAAGAAACGUUUCGUGAAUAACGCAUUCAUAUGUCCUCUUUGUCAAACAUUUUCCAACUGUAUUAUUCCAGUCUAUCGUAGCUCUAAAGCUUCUACGCAUAUUACUUUGGAAGAUUUGGUUACAAAGGAGUCAUCUGCCAGUAUUUUAUCAACUCUAUUUGAUGUAUCUGCUUCUGACAUCUUUGAUAAAGUAUCCCAGCUUGUUGAUCAGGUAGUACAAAGUCAUGACUUUUUUGAUAAAAGGUUUGGGAAAUCCGAGCAUCGUAAUGAUUGUGAUGUAGGUGAAAUUUUGAUGACGCAUUGGGCUAAUACUAUUUCCAUGUUAGAAAUAUCUUCCAGAGCUGAUGUGAAUACCAAUGCCACUUUUUUGAAAGACAGAGAACAAAAAUAUCAAACUUUAAAGAACGUUUUAAUUUUCAUACUCCUCGUAUUUAAGAGUUUUGGUAGCCCAAACUUCACUAAUGACUUUUACAAAAAUGUCAACAAUACAGUAUGGAAUCAAAACCAAGUAUUCCAAGUUAUUGUUAGAAAUAUCUUAUACCCUAAAACUACUCGUAGUGUGAGAGACAGUAUUGGGGAAGCAGUGUUAGCAUAUGCUAAUCAAAUCAUGAUAGACUAUGCUUCUAGUUCACAAAGUUUCCAGAACAUUGUAGAGGCCCAUAACACUAUUAAGGAAUCAGGUGAAGAUUAUACUAUUGAUGGACCAUUACUUGACACUAUCAAGAGUAUUUGUCCAAAUAUAGCAUUUUAUGAUGAGGACAAUGUUGAGAAGUUCUGUAAUGUUCUCUACACAUCUUUACUAAGAAACCUUUUACCUACACUAAGAAGGGGCAUUUUGUUAAUCAAAGUUUUCCAUGAAAUAUUAAGAGAAUCAGAUGAUGAAGCAUUUGUUAUCAACGGGAUAUCUGUAGAGACAUUACUUGAAGAAAAAUCAUCCUCAUUACCAGAUUACAUCGAUAAUCUCUUAAAAUUGACAACAAAUUAUGAGUCUUUGAAUGAUAUGUUAACAACGGGGCGCAUCGGUUUUGAAUAUGAUAAAUUAGACCCAUAUUUGAAACGUAUACCAUAUGAAUAUUGUGGUAUUAUCAAAUUAGUCAACCUAUCCAAGUAUUUGAACACAUACGUGACAAAUACAAAGGAAAUCAAAUUAAGAGAAGAACAUCAUCAUCGUGAUAAUAAGAAUAGAAAUAAUAGAUUAGAUUUCAAGAUUUGUCUAACGUGUGGUGUCAAGAUUCAUUUAAGAUCAGAUCGUCAUGAGAUGCCACGUCAUCUAUCUAAACGUUGUUUUAAAUCAUUUGGUAUAUUUUUAAUACCUAACACUUCAGAAGUUUGUCUAUUUUUAAGUCAUCCACCUUCUACUGUUUUCAUAUCUGCACCAUAUUUAAAUUCACAUGGUGAAGUUGGUAGAAAUGCAAUGAAAAGAGGUGAUUUAACAACAUUGAAUUUGAAAAGAUAUGAACAUUUGAAUAAAUUAUGGAUUAAUAAUGAAAUUCCUGGUUAUAUUAGUAGAGUCAUGGGAGAUGAAUUUAGAGUAAGCAUAUUAUCUAAUGGCUUCCUUUUCACAUUUGACAGAGAGGGAAGACAAGGUGGACGAUUCGGACGUGCAUUUGGAGAUGGUUUUGACAGUAGUGAAGAAGAAGAAGGUGGCAGUGAUGCAUCUGACGUGGAGAGACCGUACCACGGUAACGACGAUGACGAAGAUGAUGAAGACGAUUCUGGAUUCGAUGAAAGUGAUGAAGAUAAUGAUGGUCAUAAUCAUGGACAUGGUAUCGGUGGUCUUGGUCGUGUAGAAGCAGGUGAGGGUGGUGGUAUUCGAAUGAAUUUCAAUGGCCAACCAUUGAAUGCCGAAGCAGGCGAUUUCUUCAGGUUGUUCGAGACUUUCAGAAAUAAUUUAGCAGGCGAAGGUGGAGAAGGUCCAGGUGCUGGUGGAGCUGCUGCUAUGACGGCCCCAUUUUUGCAAUUCUUAGGACCCCAAUUUAGAGGUACGGGGGGAAAUAAUGAUGGAGAAGACGGGCCUAAUUUUUUUAAUUUGGGGAAUAAUGAAGGAGAGAGCGACGAAGAAAGUGAUAAUGAUGCCUGGUAG
Messenger RNA from Naumovozyma dairenensis CBS 421, 6234 nucleotides. It is a transcript of the gene UBR1, whose product is annotated as E3 ubiquitin-protein ligase UBR1. Gene Ontology annotation, cellular component: cytoplasm; ubiquitin ligase complex. The coding region runs from base 1 to 6234 and encodes 2077 amino acids. Gene Ontology annotation, molecular function: ubiquitin protein ligase activity; zinc ion binding. The transcript has a single exon. The record is from RefSeq and is a predicted model, not a curated record. Gene Ontology annotation, biological process: protein ubiquitination; ubiquitin-dependent protein catabolic process via the N-end rule pathway. NCBI's taxonomy places the organism in Eukaryota, Fungi, Ascomycota, Saccharomycetes, Saccharomycetales, Saccharomycetaceae.